AUAAAUUUAUGAAAUUAACGACGAGGAGCUGCUUCGAAAGCAUGUUUUUUGUGAGAGACCGUGCCUUGACCAGCUUUGUUGUUACAUAUUCCUAGGAAGUUUCGCCAUUUCUCAACAGUCUGGCUAAUAAUAUCGCUACGUUUUUGACGUACUCGGAACACCAACAGUCAAGAGAAUUCACAGAAUGUUUAAGGUUCACUCACUCUGACACAUAGAGGAGCAUUGUACGGUGUGGUCCGAUGUGCCUCUUGAAGCCGUCAAUUGGUGUACAAAGGAGUGCUAUUGUGGUCGUGAGGCCCGCCGCCGCCGCCGGCCGAACACUCGGGCGCUCUUCCGUCGCGCGCUCCAGCACCGCUGGGCUGAGAUACGCUAGCCGAUUCACGACUUAUCUGACUACACCUGGCAGCUGGGUAGUAGGGACUUCCAAAUAACUACCUGUUGUGGUUAUCGUUAAAUUUGCAGAACGAUGAAAUGCGCUGCUGCUGUGGAGGUGCCUGCAACAGAUACGGCUGGCGGCCGCGAUUCGGCGCGUGAUUCGCACUCAUAGAUUAUGAUUAAUUGCGUAUGCAAUCAAGGGGUCACUAGAUCGACGUUUGUUGAUAAAGGGAACACUCGGAGGUUAAAGCGGACUCUACUCCACCUGGCGUGGCGUCCUUGCAGAUGUUCUGCCCAUUGAGCGCGGGCGGUCCCCGGACCUCGGAGACGCUCCGCAACAGCGGGCCCGCCGCGGGCCGGAGGCUGACAGGCGCAUCGUUAACUUUCGCAAGGAGGAAGAACGCGUCGACCUUGUCCGUCCUUGCGGUGCGAUAACGCGGGUUCGGGGUCUCGUGGAAACGUGACGCUUUAGGCCGCGACCCCGCUAUCGCGCCCUUUUAACCGUGUGUCGCAUCGCCGCCGCAUCACUCGGCUCGCAAGCUCCUCGCGCGUAUCACGCACCGGCCGUACCGUACCGUGCGUUCAAAUAAAUAACAAAAAAAUAUUUUGUAACGAGACGACGCGCGACGUUCAUAUCGGUCCCGCGACGGAACCACCACAAGAAUCGUGCGAGAUCGCGACGCGACACACUGAGCUGCAGCCAUGCCGAGUGCCGUGACCAACGGAGCCCGCGGCGCAGAGGACGACAUCGUGCUGACGGGUCUCUCCGGCCGCCUGCCCGAGUCCAACACUAUCGAGGAGUUUGCGCAGCAGCUGUUCGAUGGCGUGGACCUGGUCACCGCGGACGACAGGCGGUGGACGCCAGGACUGCACGGAUUGCCGGAACGCAAUGGAAAGCUUAAAGAUCUGGCCCAUUUUGACGCGACAUUCUUCGGCGUGCACGCGAAGCAGGCGCACCUCAUGGACCCGCAAUUGCGGCUGCUGCUGGAGCUAACGCACGAAACCAUCGUGGAUGCCGGCAUCAACCCCAGCGAGCUGCGCGGCACGCGCACCGGCGUCUACGUGGGCGUCUCCAACUCCGAGACCGAGGAGAUGUGGACCACGGACCCCGACAAGAUCAACGGCUACGCCCUCACUGGCUGCUGCCGUGCCAUGUUCCCGAACCGCAUCUCUUACACGUUCGACUUCAAGGGGCCUUCGUUCGCCGUAGACACUGCUUGCUCCAGCUCCAUGUUCGCGCUGGCCCAGGCGGCCGCCGCCAUUCGCUCCGGGCACUGCGACGCCGCCGUGGUCGCCGGCUGCAAUCUGUGCCUGAAACCCGCCAACUCGCUGAACUUCCACCGGCUGAGCAUGCUGUCGCCUGAGGGCCGGUGCGCGGCGUUCGACGCCAGCGGGCGCGGCUACGUGCGCUCGGAAGCGGCCGUGGCGGUGCUGCUGCAGCGGCGCGGCGCCGCGCGGCGCGUGUACGCCACCCUGCGCGGCGCGCGCAUCAACACCGACGGCGCCAAGGAUCAGGGCAUCACCUUCCCCUCCGGCGAUAUGCAGCGUCGCCUUGCCGAGGAAACUUUCGCUGAAGCCAAGUUGCGCCCCAGUGAUGUGGUCUACGUUGAAGCUCACGGGACGGGAACUAAGGUGGGAGACCCGCAAGAGGUGAAUGCUAUCGCCGAGUUCUUCUGCAAGGGCCGCAAGACGCCGCUGCUGCUGGGCUCCGUCAAGUCUAACAUGGGUCACUCCGAGCCCGCGUCCGGGCUCUGUUCGAUCGCUAAAAUGGUAGUGGCAAUGGAGCACGGCGUCAUCCCCGGCAACCUACACUACAAGAGUCCCAACCCAGAUAUCCCUGCACUCAGUGAUGGAAGAAUCAAGGUCGUGGACCGCAACACUCCAUGGGAGGGUGGCCUGGUGGCGGUGAACUCGUUUGGGUUCGGUGGCGCCAACGCGCACGUGAUCUUCGAGUCGGAGGCUGGCGGCGGGGCGAAGCGCGCGCGCGCGGCGUACGCGGCGCCGCGCGUGGUGCUGGGCUCGGGCCGCACGGAGGAGGCGGCGCGCGCGCUCACGACGCUGGCGGCGCAGCACCGCGACGACGCGGGCCUGCACGCGCUGCUGGACGCCGUGCACCGCUACAACAUCCCCGGCCACUCGCACCGCGCCUUCGCCGUGCUCACCGACACGCCCAUGGAAGAGUGCGCCGAGGUGGAGAGCGGCGAGCCGCGGCCCGUGUGGUUCGUGUUCUCAGGCAUGGGCUCGCAGUGGCCGGGCAUGGCUAAGACUCUGAUGCAACUGCCAGCGUUCGCGGCGAGCGUGAACCGCUCGGCGGCGGCGUUGCGCCCGCACAACAUCGACCUCAUCAACAUCAUCACGGAUGCGCCGGCCGCAGCCUUCGAUGACGUCAUCAACUCCUUUGUCUCUAUUGCGGCAGUGCAAGUGGCACUCGUUGACGUGUUGCGCACGCUUGACAUCCGUCCCGACGGCAUCGUUGGACACUCAGUUGGUGAAAUUGGUUGCGCGUACGCGGAUGAGACGCUAACGGCCGAGCAAGCCGUGCUGGCGGCGUACUGGCGAGGCCGCAGCAUCGUGGACGCCAAGCUGGCGCCCGGAGCUAUGGCCGCCGUGGGGCUGUCGUGGGAGCAGUGCGAGGCGCGCUGUCCCCCCGAUGUCGUGCCCGCCUGCCACAACGCGCAGGACAGCGUCACGAUCUCAGGUCCUGUUGAUUCUUUGGAGAAGUUCGUCGCUACUCUGACGGCAGAGGGGACAUUCGCGCGACGCGUGAACAGCUCAGGUGUAGCCUUCCAUAGCAAGUACAUUGCAGCAGCCGCGCCGCUGCUGCGCCGGAGCCUGGAGCGCGUCAUCCCCGAUCCCAAGCCGCGCACGAAGCGCUGGGUGUCGUCCUCGCUGCCCCGCGACAAGUGGGACUCGGACCUAGCCAAGCUGAGCGACGCGAACUACCACGUGAACAACCUGCUGUCGCCCGUGCGGUUCGCGGACGCCGUGCGCGAGGUGCCGGCGCGCGCGCUGGUGGUGGAGGUGGCGCCGCACGCGCUGCUGCAGGCCGUGCUGAAGCGCGCGCUGCCCGCGCCCGCCGCGCACGUGGCGCUGGUGCGGCGCGACGGCGACGCGCUGGCGCACCUGCUGGCGGCGGCCGGCCGCCUGUUCGUGGCGGGCGCGCAGCCGCAGGUGGGGCGCCUGUACCCGCCCGUGCCCAUGCCGGUCCCGCGCGGCACGCCGGGGCUGGCCUCGCACGUGCGCUGGGACCACUCGCUCGAGUGGAGCGUGGCGCACUUCGGCUCGGCCUCGCGCUCCGGUGAGAACGUCAUCGAGUACGACGUGUCGCGCAACGACGACUCCUUCAUCACCGGCCACAACAUAGACGGCCGCGUACUCUUCCCCGCCACCGGAUACCUGACACUUGUUUGGAGAACUAUGGCUAAACUGCACAACCGAAAGCCCGAGGAGACCCCGAUAGUGAUGGAGAACAUUCAGUUCAGACGAGCGACCAUCGUGUCGCGCGACACACCGGUGCGCUUCCUCAUCAACGUGCUGGACGGGACGGGUGAGUUCGAUGUGUGCGAGGGUGGUGCCGUGGUCGUCACAGGACACGUGCGGCUGGCCGAGGACCCCGCGGCCGAGCGCCUGCGCGACCUGGACGACUCGCGCCCCAAGCAGGAGGAGGGCCUGUUGCCACUCAACACCGACGACAUCUACAAGGAGCUGCGCCUGCGCGGCUACAACUACAGCGGCAUCUUCCGGGGCAUCCGCGCGUCCGACCCGCGCGGCACCGUCGGGGAACUCGCUUGGGACGACAACUGGAUAUCUUUCAUGGACACCAUGCUGCAGUUCGGCAUCAUCGGCGUGGACACGCGGGAGCUGUACCUGCCCACGCGGCUGCAGCGCGCGCUCAUCGACCCGGCGGCGCAGCUGGCGGCCGUGGCGGCGCUGCAGGAGGGCGGCUGCGUGCCCGUACGCAUGCAUCGCGACAUCGACGUCAUCGCCGCCGGCGGCAUCGAGUUCCGCGGCGUCAAGACCAGUUUGGCGCCGCGACGCGCCAACCCGCAAGCGGCCCCCAAGCUAGAGAAGUACGUGUUUCUGCCCUACGACAAUGCCAGCGUUGCCACCGAGGACACUUCGCGGUCCAAGCGCGAUGCACUCACCGUCAGCUUGCAACUAGUGCUCGAGAACGCGGGCGCCUUAAAGCUCAAGAUGGCAGAAGCGGCCCUCGACCGCCCGGCCGAAGCGUUGCUCACCCCGAUGGCUAUGCAGAUCUUAGAAGCCGAGCCUCAGGUGCGAGUGGACGCGACGCUCGCCGCCGGGCCCUCACACGCCGCGUACUCCGCAACCGUUAAGGACCUCGGUGUGAAGGUAACGCCGAAGGACGGACAGGCGGCGGCCAUCGAAUCCGACUGCCACCUCGUGCUGGCCGCCGAUGUGCUGUCCCGCCACGGGGCGGCCGCUCUGGGCAACCUGGCCGCCUCGCUGGGCGACAGCGGUAUGAUGCUGCUAGAGGAGCCGCAGAAAGCCCUGGACGAGCGAGCCGCGCGCGACUGCAUCGAGCGCGCCGGGCUGGCGCUGGUGUCGCGCCAGGUGGCCGCCAGCUGCGAGUACGUGCUGCUGCGCCGCAAGGCCGCGCUGCCCGCGCGACACACCGUCGUGGAGGUGGCGGACGACGGCGCCUACCGCUGGGUGGACACGCUGCGCGAGGCGCUGGCGCAGGCCGAGGCCGAGGACAUGCGCGUGUACUGCGUGGCGCGCGCGCCCUCCAGCGGCGUGCUGGGCCUGGUCACGUGCCUUCGCGGCGAGGCAGGCGGCCGCGCGCUGCGCUGCUACUACCUGCCCAACGCGCGCGAGCCCUUCGCGCCCGACGCGAAGCCGUAUGCGGAGCAGGUGCAGCGCGACCUGGCCAUGAACGUGCUGCGCGCCGGCGUGUGGGGCUGCUACCGGCACCUGCCGCUGGCCGACGCGGCCGAGGCGCAGCUGCAAGUAGAGCACGCCUACGUGAACACCAUGACGCGAGGCGACCUGUCUUCGUUGCGCUGGAUCGAGAGCCCGCUGCGGUUCGCGCACGAGCAGCCGCUGCCGCCGCGCACUGACUUGUGUCGCGUGUACUGCGCUCCGCUGAACUUCCGUGACAUCAUGCUGGCCACCGGCAAGCUGCCACCGGACGCGUUGCCAGGCAACCUCGCCGGACAGGAGUGCAUUCUGGGAUUGGAGUUCAGCGGGCGGUCUUCUAACGGCAAGCGCGUGAUGGGCAUGGUGGCGGCCUGCGGGCUCGCCAGCUCCGUGCUGGCCGACAAGGGCUUCCUGUGGGAGGUGCCGGCCAAGUGGUCGCUGGAGGAGGCGGCCACGGUGCCGGUGGCCUACGCGACGGCGUACUACGCGCUGAGCGUGCGCGGCCGCAUGCGGCGCGGCGAGGCCGUGCUCGUGCACGCGGGCACGGGCGGCGUGGGGCAGGCCGCCAUCAGCAUCGCGCUGCACGCCGGCUGCACCGUGUACACUACCGUGGGCACGCCCGACAAGCGCGCCUUCCUGCGCGAGCGCUUCCCCGCGCUGCCGCCCGAGAACAUCGGCAACUCGCGCGACACCUCCUUUGAGCAGAUGAUCAAGCGGCGCACGCGCGGCCGCGGCGUCGACCUCGUGCUCAACUCGCUGGCCGCCGACAAGCUGCACGCGUCCGUGCGCUGCUUGGCCGAGGGCGGCCGUUUCUUGGAGAUCGGCAAACUGGACCUGUCCAACGACACCGCACUGGGCAUGGCAUUCUUCCUCAAGAACACCACGUUCCACGGCAUCCUGCUCGACGCCCUGUUCGACGCGGGCGAGGAGGACAGCGAGAAGGCGGCCGUAGUCCGCUGCGUGACCGAGGGCAUGGCGGCCGGCGCCGUGCGCCCGCUGCCCGCCACCGUGUUUUCCGACCACCAGCUAGAACAGGCCUUCAGGUACAUGGCGACCGGAAAGCACAUCGGUAAGGUGGUACUGCGAGUGCGCGAGGAGGAGGCGAGCGGCGCGAGACCCGCGGCCAAGCUGGUGUCGGCCAUCCCGCGGACCUACAUGCACCCCGCCAAGAGCUACGUGCUGGUGGGCGGCAUGGGCGGCUUCGGCCUGGAGCUGGCGCAGUGGAUGGUGAAGCGCGGGGCCACGCGCCUCGUCAUCAACUCGCGCAGCGGCGUGCGCACGGGCUACCAGGCGUGGUGCGUGCGGCGCUGGCGCGAGCUGGGCGUGCGCGUGGCCGUGUCCACGCAGGACGCCACCAGCGCCGCGGGCGCGCGCGCGCUGCUGCGCGAGGCCGCCGCGCUGGGGCCCGUGGGCGGCGUCUUCAACCUGGCCGCCGUGCUGCGGGACGCCUUCCUCGACAAGCAGACGCCCGCCGACUUCCAGGCCGUGGCUAAGCCGAAGAUAGACGCCACUAAGAUGUUGGAUACGGCUACGCGUGAGCUGGCGCCAGAACUGGACUACUUCGUUGUGUUCUCGUCCGUGUCUUGCGGGCGCGGCAACCCCGGCCAGAGCAACUACGGACUCGCAAACUCCGCCAUGGAGCGCAUAGUGGAGCAGCGCCAGGCGGACGGACUGCCGGGCCUGGCCGUGCAGUGGGGCGCCAUCGGCGAGGUGGGCCUCAUCGUGGAGACGAUGGGCGGCGACGAGACCGUAGUGGGCGGCACCAUGCCGCAGCGCAUCGCGUCCUGCAUGGAGGCGCUGGGAACGCUGCUGGCGCUGCCGCACGCCGUGGGCGCGUCCAUGGUGCUGGCCGACAAGCGCCGCACCGCCGCCGCCCCGCAGCAAGACCUGCUGCACGCUGUGGCCAACAUCCUCGGUAUCAAGGACCCCAGCAAGGUUUCGGACUCGGCCAAUCUCGCCGAGCUGGGCAUGGACUCCUUGAUGGGCGCUGAGAUCAAGCAGACGCUGGAGCGAGGCUACGACGUGGUGCUAGGCGUGCAGGAGAUCCGCGCGCUGACGUUCGCGCGGCUGCGAGCCAUGGCGGGCGGCGACGAGGCGGCGGGCGGCGAGGCGGGCGCGGACUCCGCCGAGCCCGCCGCGCAGCCCGCCACCGACCAGGUGCAGUUCGCGGCUCUGGGCGAGCUCAUGCCCAAGCAGGUGCUCGUCAAGUUGCCCAGCGCUGCUCCUGCCACUUCCGACUUAAAGCCCGUGUUCAUGGUGCACCCCAUCGAGGGCGUGGUGGACCUGCUGCGCGGCGUGGCGCGGGCCGUGCGCGCGCCCGUGUUCGGGCUGCAGUGCACGGCGGGCGCGCCGCUGCAGGACAUGGCGGCGCUGGCCGCGCACUACGUGGCGCACGUGCGCGCGCUGCAGCCGCAGCCGCCCUACACGCUGCUGGGCUACUCCUUCGGCGCCGGCGUCGCCUUCGAGAUGGCGCUGCAGCUCGAGAAGGCGGGCUGCGAGACCCGGCUGGUGCUGGUAGACGGGUCCCCGGCGUACGUCGCGACGCACACGACGCGUGGCAAGCAGAAACGCGCCACUCGCUCUGCGCAAACUGAUGAAGCUGACGCGCUCGCUUACUUCAUACAACUGUUCAAGGACGUCGAUGCUGUCAAGGUGUCGGCGGAGCUGGAGCGGCUGCCGAGCUGGGAGGCGCGCGUGGCCCGCACCACUGCGCUGGUGGGGACGGCGGCGGGCCCGCACGGCGCCGACGCGCUGGCCGCCGCCGCCGCCUCCUUCUACCGCAAGCUGGUGGUGGCCGACACGUACAAGCCGGCCGGCCGCCUGCGCGCGCCCGUCACGCUGUUCACGGCGCGCGACAACUACGUGACGCUGGGCGAGGACUACGGGCUGCGCGAGGUGUGCGACGGGCCACUGGCCACGCAGCAGCUGGCCGGCACGCACCGCACCAUCCUGGCGGGCGACGCGGCCACCUCCAUCGCGGCGCACCUGAGCUCGCUGCUGGCGCACUAG
Molecule: messenger RNA, 8265 nt
Organism: Trichoplusia ni (cabbage looper)
Lineage: Eukaryota; Metazoa; Arthropoda; Insecta; Lepidoptera; Noctuidae
Gene: FASN1
Product: fatty acid synthase
Exons: 19
Coding region: 1078-8265 (2395 amino acids)
Biological process (GO): fatty acid biosynthetic process
Molecular function (GO): 3-oxoacyl-[acyl-carrier-protein] synthase activity; oxidoreductase activity; phosphopantetheine binding
Source: RefSeq, a predicted model, not a curated record